AUGUAUGUACUUGUGCGUUUGUUUUUUCUUAAUACAAUUGUUUCUGUUUGCUUGACUUUUGGUGGGGUGGAUGGAGUGGUAGCGGCAGCAACAGAAGGUAUGGCUAGUAGUAGUCGAGGUAUUCUCAUUGCCGGAGUUACAAACCGCGCGAGAACACAAAUGGCAGAAGGUAUUCUACGCCACUUAACAGGGAAUGUUGUAUUCAUUAAGAGUGGAGGCCUCCAUCAUGAAGCAACAGUUCACCCCCUCGCUGUUAAGGUACUAAAAGAUAUUGGUAUUGAUAUUAGUAGUCAAUCGGUAUCAUCAUUAGAAAGUGCAAGGAGACAACGAGACACGUAUGAUGUGUAUAUAAGCGUUGAUACCAGCUACGAAAGGAGGACAACGGAUAAAACGCAGCGACCCACUGGCAUUAUUAGAAAACAUGAUUCACAUACCGAAUCUAACGACGCUAAAAACAUGAUGUAUGGUAGUGACCAAAAAGGCGAUUUUAAUAACAAUAAUUAUUAUAAUACUAAUAGUAAUAGUAACGAAUAUUCUUCUGAUGGUGAAUGGAGAAAAGAGGAAGAUGAUACCGUUUACUAUGAUCCUUUACUUGUUCCAAGCACACCUUCUCAUUGGCGAGUAGGAGCGGAUGCAGCAGAUGCACAACGUCAAUGGCAAAUAUGGAGUCCACGUGAUCCAAAGAUUUUUCACGAAACUUCCACACGCAAAUUUCAGGAUCAUCUUUAUGAAGGAGAACCACUCUUUAUGCGUCUUCAUACUAAUACCAUGCGUACUCGAAUGAAGAUAUCAGAGAGGUGGGAAUUGGAUGAAAUUGCCACUCGUUAUACUCUUGAGCGUCAGAGUGAACAUGAAGCUCGUUUUGUGCAGGCUAGAGAGAUCCUCUUACGGCGUUGUUUGGCGUUGCUCUCACGGUUGGAAGAGCACUACGGUGAACGAUUGUUGUUGAAUGAUGAAUUGUUAAAGGGAGAGAAGGGGAGAGAUUUAUCACAGCAUACCCUGUAA
Molecule: messenger RNA, 1005 nt
Organism: Trypanosoma theileri
Lineage: Eukaryota; Euglenozoa; Kinetoplastea; Trypanosomatida; Trypanosomatidae
Exons: 1
Coding region: 1-1005 (334 amino acids)
Source: RefSeq, a predicted model, not a curated record